Danio rerio (zebrafish) is the source of this 1758-nucleotide messenger RNA. NCBI's taxonomy places the organism in Eukaryota, Metazoa, Chordata, Actinopteri, Cypriniformes, Danionidae. The record is from RefSeq and is a predicted model, not a curated record.
UUGAUUCCAUUUUAAUCUACCUGAAACUUUAUUUAAAAGUAUCUUUAUGUCUUUGUUCUGAUGUGGUCCUGAUACACGUCAUUUCCUUAUUUUCCAAAAUGAAAGGCGGAAGUGCUGCUGAAUGAAGUUGUUGAUCAAACAUUCCGUGAGACCUUCACGAAAGAAAGGAUUUUUUUCAAUAUUAUCGGUCUUAGUCAUGAACAGUACAAUGAAUACUACAGUCAGCAUGAGCACCCAUCAUGUAUUUGUGUACGGCUCACUAAAGAAAGGCCAGCCAAACCACCACGAACUCUUGAACUCUAACAAUGGUCAAGCUGAGUUCAUCACCUGCGCCCAGACCAAAGAGCCAUACCCGCUGGUUAUUGCCACCAAACACAACAUUCCUUUUCUGCUGAAUGUGCCCGGCUCUGGAAAGCAGGUCUCUGGUGAGAUCUACAGCGUUGACCAGAAGAUGCUGGAGUUCCUGGACUGGUUUGAGAAAUGUCCAGACUGGUACCAGCGCACUUCCAUCCAGCUGGAGAUCCUAAAGGGGAAUGGAGAAUCUGGAAGAAUUGAGGAGGCUUCUGUCUACAGCAAAAUAAAUUUUGAACCCGACUGGCUCAACAAGCCCACACAUGAAAGUUAUGAUACCAAUGGUGACCAUGGACUGAAAUUUGUGUGUCGAGAAGACAGGAAAGAUGAUUAACUUGUAUAUCUGGGUCUGUACCAUGAAGCCAGAUUAGCUCUCAACAGUUAAGUUUAAGUUUAGUUUAGUUUGCACCUAUCCUGGGUUUUAGGUACCAUGAAGGCAGCUUGACUUUAAUCACUUUGUUACUUGUGGUAACGACUAACCUGCUCCAGGUAAGUUUAUAUUCCAGGGUUGCAUUCCGGAUGUCUAUACUAAUCCCGAUAAAUUUGAAAAUGUCAUUUUCAUCUAAAAACACUCCAUGUCCACACUCGUUUCCGAUUUUUUUUUUUGUCAUCCAUACAAAAAUGAUUGAAAUGCUUUUAUUCAUGUACUGUUUUACCUCCAUCACAUCCGCCUGGUGUUUAUUUACUUUGUCUUUUUGAAAUGUUGCAGCAAAAACAUGUCACAACUGUGGUCUGCUUCCUCUGCUGAACAGCAGCUUACACUAAACAUUCCCUGUCCUUUGAAGAGAGGCAAUAUGGAGCAUGUACAAACGGACAAUAAUCUUUAAUACUGCGUCACAUGACUAAAAUCCAUAAUUGUUUUCGAAAGCCUCUGUCUUCAAAGCCCACACUGCAACAUGAAAAUGACUAUUUCAAAUUUGUCCACUUUGGGCCAUGUCCACUCUAAUAUUUUUGUUUUAAAUUGCAUCUUUUUCUCUGUUUUGAUCUUUCAUCCACAAUGAGACAGUGUUUUAAGGAAAUGAAAACAUUUUUUUGAAAACACUGUCCAAAGUAGUGGUGGGCAGAGUGAGGGUUUGUGAAACACUGAAACAGUCGAAGCAAAUGUGUUGAAGCUUCUUAAUGUUUUGAAACCUCUCUCUAUAGUGACACCUAGUGAUCAUUUUCUGUAUUUCUCGGAUAGCUUUAGCAAAGAAACAGUGAUGUAAAUUAAGAUAUUAAACGUUGUCAGGUUUAGUUUUCAAGUGAUUUAGUGGAGCGGUGAAAGUUCCUGAUUUGCAUAACUUGGGUGUUUUGGAUUAUGCUUUGGUGCAGUGUUUGGGCUUCGUGAUCUUAACAUUGUCAACAUCAGUUUCGCAUCAGCCAUCCUUAGACCAAAGUGGACAAAUUUAAAUAUGAUUAUGGUGAUAA